This is a messenger RNA of Temnothorax curvispinosus, 6071 nucleotides long. It is a transcript of the gene prage, whose product is annotated as RNA exonuclease 3. The transcript is spliced from 2 exons. The record is from RefSeq and is a predicted model, not a curated record. Gene Ontology annotation, molecular function: protein binding; exonuclease activity; nucleic acid binding. The coding region runs from base 1660 to 3567 and encodes 635 amino acids. Lineage: Eukaryota; Metazoa; Arthropoda; Insecta; Hymenoptera; Formicidae. Gene Ontology annotation, cellular component: nucleus.
GACUGAGAAGUAAACGGAGCUGAAUCGAUAUGCAAGAUGUGCGCACGGGCUUAUUAACCAUACUGCUGCUGUAUUUCUAAAUAAUUCGAGCGACCAGCGUUGCAUCCAGCUAUCUGGUUUCCUGGAAAACCCGAGACUUGGAUAUUCGAGUAUAUUUUUAACGACGACAGAUUUGUUCGGGUAUUCCAAUAUCUCGGCUAUUAGGUUGACGUGAAAAGCGCAUCAUAUUUAUUAAAUAAAAUUGGAAACAAUUAAUUUUAACAUUUAUUUAAAAUUAAAACUUAAGCAAAACUGCCGCCACGGACUUUAUGCUUACUCUUCCUGUUUAUUUUUUAUUCAACUAAAUAUGAUUUUUUAAAAUAUCUUUUUCGAUUUUCUAAUUUUAUUUGAUACGAAUCUUUAGCAUCAACCUAAUAAUGUCUAAUAUUUUCUCCGCAUAGGCAAGGAACGUAUUGCUUCUUGGACAGUCACGUGGAUGUUUAAUAAAAUAAUUUAACAAUGAUUUUUACAUUCAGUAAAAGCGCGCUGUAGGAAUAAAAUAAUAUAAUCUGCAUACAGGAUGGAUUUAAUAUCUAUUAAUUUAAAUUUAUUAUUGGUCGCGUGCUAUUCUUUUUCGGGAGCAAAUACCUGACUUUUGCGAACAGGGGCAUCUACGUCGUAUGUACACGCGUCGGACUCGCUUCGCGAGAUGUUUCUCCUUCGGCCAGAGCACGGGCGGCUGAAUGCAACCGCGCGUUCUCGCUAUUUUUAUCUCGACGAGCGCUCAAACGCGCAACGUCACGCAAAUUUAUCGCGAGGACGUGACCGAGGCAGCUGACCGGCAAAAAGUGAUAUACGUUGCAUUCUUUUUUCGUCGGUAAUGUAAUUAGUGAAAGUUGCGUGCCUCGUUGAGUUCAUUUUUACCGCCGUUACUUUUAUAUCUCAGGGAGACAGCUUAAUUGUCCCUCCCCAUCCUCGCGGCGAAUUAUUUCUCUCUUCUCUCUCCUAGUUAACAAUCAGAGCGCGAAGCGACUUUAGCGAGAAUCAUGGUGAUGAAUGGUGAUAAAUAAUCGCACCGAAUUAGAUAUCCGUUCGAAACGAGACGAUCGUCGAGAGGAGCUUGUAGAAAAUGUAGUAGAGGAUCGCUUCCCUCGUGAGGAAAGUCUUGACUCAUAUAUGUUUGCGAAUCAUCCUAUAUAUAUCUCACAAUCAGCGUAAAAUGAUAUUUUUCUGAGAAAUCCUUAUCGGAGCAAAUUUCGAAAUUGCGCCUUUAGCGCAGCACAAUACGACAGUAAGUAGUAAAACAACAAGAAACGAAUCGAUCUACUCAUCGGCUUCGGCUAUCGGAGCCUCCGCAGCUGUUGUUAUUCGGGCGAGUGUUCUUUCAAGAAAAAGAGAGGUGUCCCCCUCGCAGAGUUUCUCUGUUUUUUAACGCGUCCAGUCGCGGAUCAUUCUUUCCCACGCGUCAUUCUUUUCCGCGCGGAAGCUGGCAACGUAAAAUCCCGGGGUCCCCCCUCCGUUCGCGGCGAAUAUAUUGCGGCGCGUCACGAGUUUGCACAAGAUAACACAGGCGCGAAUAAAGAACAACGCGCCGCGCCGCCGCGAAGCGCUCACUCACGGUUCGUCUCCCCGAAAUUAUUCGCGCGUACAUGUGUCGCCGCGAAAACAACGGUCGUUCGGAUGUCUUUUCCCUCGCUAUGGAUCUGCCUCAGUACGUAUCGCCGCAUCUACGAAUCGAACGGCGCGAAGUCACGAAUGCCGCCGAGCGACAUGUUCAACAGCACGUGGACGAGAUACGGCCGGCACGAAUUACAUGAGAACUUGCGAGAGACGAGAAAGCAUGUCCAGUCCGCCGGGCAGUAUAUGUAUAAGAAAAACGAGUCCAAGAAGAAGGCAUCGGCGUCGCUGCAAACGACGAAUGUCCGCGAAUGCACGGAAUCGCGGAGCUCCGGACGUCGCGAGGAUAAGGAAACGAGAAGAGCGUCCAGGAGCAGGAGUCGGGGGUCUUCGCGGUUGUCUUCUCAGCACGGUACGGUGUCAGAGGAGCCUUUGUCGCACGAGGUGUUGACCAGCGACACGUCCAGCAAUGACGACAUCCCGGACGAGAGCCAGUGGCAGACGAUGUUUCCGAGCGAUGUGCCCACCUUCCUGGCAUCGACGAUAAACAAGUACACGCUGUCGCAGAAGGAAUUGUUGGAGCAUGGUUAUCCCGUUCCGUCAUCUCUCUCACCCGGUCACGCGAUAAUAAACAAUGUCAAGUAUCCGUCGGGCCCCAAGAUCGAGAGUGACAGCGGACAAUACAGCAAUUCCAGUUCGUCGGACAAUUCCGAGCAGGAGAGCUCGUCCGACAACGAGAAGAAUCUCGACCGCGAAAACCGUCCCGACAAAGAGAGAAGCUCGGAGUGCAGAAACGGCUCGGGAAACGAGAAGAGACGCGACAGCGAGAGCGGCUCUGACAACGAGACGAGCUCGGACGACAAGAGCAGCUCCGGAAACGAGAAGAGCUGCGACAGCGAAAGCAGCUCCGACAGUGAGAGAAGCCCGAGCGACAGCAACAGCUCGGAAAGCUGGAAGAGCUGCGACAGCGGGAGCAAUUCCGCCGGUGAGAAAAGCCCGGAGAGCAAGAAGUGCUCCGAGCACAAAAGGAGCUGCAACAGAAAGGACAGCUCCAGCAGCAAAAAUAGUUCCGACGACGAGAUGUGUCUCGACGAGAAGAGACACGGCAACAAAGUGAGGAACUGCAACAGCGAGAGCAGUUCCGACAGCGAGAAGAGUCCGGACAAGAAAGAAUCCGGCGUGGGCGGCAAUACGGGGUCAUUGAAGAGGACGUGCGUCAGGUGCCAAAAGACGAUCUACGUCGAUCAGAGCGGCGAAUAUCUGGGCGCGGAACGUUGCGUCUACCAUUGGGGCAAGCAGUACAACCGCAUGACCAACGACAGCUGGUAUUACACGUGCUGCAAUCAGGAUGGAUUCUCGCGCGGCUGCGCCGAGUGGAAGACGCACGUAUGGACCGGCCUUGUCCCCGGGAUCAACGGGCCCUUCGCGAAUUACGUGCGCACCAUGCCGUCCCCGGUGUACCUGCACGACAACAACUACGGCGUCUACGCGAUGGACUGCGAGAUGUGCUACACGCGGCGGGGACUGGAGCUCGCCCGAGUGACCCUCGUCAAUUUGUACGGCCAGAUCGUAUACGACACGCUCGUGAAGCCGAGCUCCGAGGUAAUUGACUACAACACCAAGUUCAGCGGCAUCACGGAGGAGGAUUUGUUGAACGUCACCAAGACUCUGCGAGAGGUGCAGAACGAUCUCCUCAAAUUUAUCCACGCCGAGACGAUUCUUAUGGGUCACGGUCUCGCGAACGACCUCAGGGCGCUGCGCAUGAUCCACACGAACGUGGUCGACACCAGCGUGAUGUUCCCGCAUUACCUCGGCCUGCCGUAUCGCAACGGCCUCAAGACUCUGGCGCGCAGGGUGCUCAACCGGAAGAUACAGGAGGAGACGCACAACUCCAUCGAGGACGCGCGGGUCGUCAUGGAUCUGGUGUUCCGAAAGGCCCAGUACGAGUGGCAGGGCACUCUCGUCUGGUAGAUAGAUCGGUAGAUAAAAUCGUCACCUCGAGAAAAAGGACUCGUUACUGCGUGAAAGAAAGGACUUAUUUGACAGAAGGUGACUCGCGGUGAGAUUAUGUCGCGAUGGGAAGCGCGUGUCAUCGAAAUGAUUUGUAUAAACUAAGGGUGGACCGCGCCUUUUCCUAUAGUGUUCAUUUCCAGGGGUGAAAUCUGUGAUAUUAUAUAUAUAGUGCAAUGCGUUCCUCACGUGCGUUCCUGCGUCCGCGUUUUUUGUUUCUAAUGAUAAACGGAUGACGAUUGUAUAAUCACGCACACAAUACAUAACACAGACGUGUAACGUACAGCGCGGAGAGAUAAUUGACGAUCAUCACGGAGAAGUUUACAUUGACUACGCGCAGUCGAACAUUUUUCGAAGACUUUAAAUCUAUACUAUUUUCUUCAUUAUUCUUUAUACUUUCUUUUCACACUAUUCUACGCUAUGUCUACACUGCUACGCUAUGUGUACUACGCUUUUACCUGACUAUCGAUCUGAUAUUUACUUAAAAACUUUAUCUCGAACUUACUAUUUUACUUUCGAAUUGAACGACGAUCGACUAAUGAUUGAGUCCUAAUUAUAUUUUCAGACAAUUAAUUGCAGUUCGACUAAUUAAUCGGAGAGCUUCUUUGAAUUUCACCUUUCUCCGAUGUGCAUUUUUUAAAUAUAUCCGUAUGUGUUUUGUAUUGUAUAUACGUAAUUUUCAUAGCGUUUUAUACUUUGUACAUAUUAUAUCAUCCUUGGAUCGCAAUUUUGUACUCGCAAAAAUAUGUAUACCUAUUCGUGAAAAUCUACGUAUUUAACAUGGAUACGUAUGUCUUCGUUAUUCAGUAUAAUGUAUCACUUCACAUCCAUCCUGUCAUGCAUAUCCCAUCCCGACAUCACGCAUAUUUCAUUCAAUUUCAAUCAAUUAUUCAAUAUCACCAUUUUUUUUCCCCGCGAGGAGGACGAGCGGCGUCAAUGAUGCUGGUAAGUGCCUCUUGUUUGAUUUUCACCGACGAUCCGCAUUAAUUUCCGCUCGAGAUGACCAUGGAUUUUUCUUGAACAACAUCGUGACGUCGAGUAUUCGUUAACGUGGCUCGCCAACUACAAAAGGCAAAAGAAAAAUGCUGAACUCGUUGGUUUCACAGCUUAAUUAAUUUAAAUUGAUUAAUUAAUUAGUUUCAUUCGCUGAUUAAAAUUAUUCUCGUUGCGUUUAAUCGCGCUGUUAAUAAUUUAUUAAAACAUUGAACGUUAACAAGAAACUUAUUAAAAAGUGGCAUUUUUCCGCACGUGCUUAUGCAUACUCGCGUGAUCGAUUAUUUAUUAAUUGAAUUGCAUUCUUGUGCGAAUAGACGCGAGGAAUUACGCGUCAAGUUGAUAUCCCGGGCGUUAUCAUCCGCAAGGUUUUCUCUUUAUACGUGCUACCAAGUGGCGAUGUUCCGGCAAACAAAGUUCGCGAGCCACGUACUGUUAUUACGCCACGUGUACGAUACACGCGCGUAGCUUCUUAUCAAUUUUCGAUGUGAACACGGUGAGUUCUCAUAACGAUCGACUGCGUAUAACAAUAGACAUAUAUACGUAUAAUAUUUUCAUGAGAGAGACUGCCUAGCGCUUUUAUCGACAAUCUUCAUGCCCCAUCGCCCGUAAUCAUCCCUCAUUGUCAGUUAACGAUCAUAUAACGGCAGAAUCGUCUGUCUAUAGUGAUAACGAAUGUAAUAUUUAAAUGUAAAUAUCGCGCCUGUAACGUGGAGACCCAACGGAUUUUGUAUAACGAUAGUAUUACCUUGUAUAAUAUAUAUAUUUAUAUAUAUUUUUCUAUUCUCGCGUACCGUAAUUUUACACCGAUUGAUUAGCGUUAGCGAUGAGUAAAGUUACUCUCAGCGCGCUUCGUUUCUUUCUUUCCUUGAAUUUCAACGUGGAAACGGAACUGCGAAGCGAAUUUCGCGAAUCUUGAAAGCUAGCGGAGAAACAGCAGUUAGGGAAAAAAAACCGAAGUCAGUAAGUUUUUACUCAUCGCCAUCGAUAAAUCUUAAGGCUUGACGGACAAUUGAAGCGAUUGAAUGACGAAAAGUGAAGCAAGGAGGUACGAGGCGCGCACUCGCGCCAGGUGAUUAUGAUCUCACUAUCCACUACAGAUUCCGUGCAGAAUCACACUUAUCGCACAGUAAAACACGUAGCGCGCGCGUUAUGAUUUUAUCAGUAAUCCCGACUGUACUAUGUUUAACCCUGAAAGUCACAAGAUUGUUAACUUGCGGGUCAGGCCGGCCGAUUGGACACUCAACCUAAACGAGUGAAAUUUGAUCAUUUCAAAUUUCAACGCUUACUUUCUUCGGUUCUUCCAGUGGUAUACUCAAGUCUUAAAACAGCGCAAUCUUUUAAGACUUUCGCAUAGCAACGAAAAGUGUCCCGCAAAAUACGGGAGGAGUGUCCAACGAACGCUUUUUUCAGGAUUAAAGGCAUUGUCAUAUACAGUUCUGAACAUAAAUAUAUGUUGAUUAUGAAAUAUA